AUGGGUCCUCGAGGCAGAGGCCGUGCUGGCUUCAGGGGCGGAGGAAGAGGUGGUGCUCGCGGGCGUGGUGGAAGAGGCGGCAGAGGCAGAGGUAGAGGAGGCGGCCCGGGUCGAUCUCGCUUCAACACUGCCCGUCUGGAAGAAAAUGAGUCGUCUGGUUCUGAGUCUGGUGAGGAGAUGGAUUCCGAAGUGGAGGAAGACUCUGAUGUCUCCAUGUCUGAUGAUGAUGAGGACGAAGAUGUGGAUGAGCAACCUCAGAACUCCCGUCCUUACAUGGCACUCUUGCAAGGGUUCACAGAAUCCACAGAGCCGAGUGCAAAGAGGAGAAAACUGGACAGCGGCAAGCCUGAGAGUGCCGCCAAGGCGACAGCAGCAGCAGAGGAGUCUUCUGAAGACGAGGAUGAAGAUGAGGAGACUGGUGAGAAGGACGUCGACAGGGUUGACGAGGCCGAGGAAGAGGACCCUUCAGCCGAUCUCGCUGAUGAGGAGGCGGAAAGCGACGACGAAGAUGAUGUUGAUGCGACGGAUCCAUUUGACAACCACUUUGCGGCCCCCGAUGAAGACACCUACACGAAGAAGGUCAAGGCGAUUCAGAAGAAUGGCUGGACUUUCAAGCGAAGCAUGUCUAAGGUGUCUAAGGCUGUCGUCACGUAUCCUCAGUUUGAAGGUUCAGAAGCGCCGUCAAUUCCAUCACCAAUCUCAAGCUUGGAGAGCCUCAAGCUCAAGCAGAAGCUCAAAGAGUCUGCGUCGAAAAAGAUCUCGCCACUCAACACGUUGCAGCAAGCAAUGGCACCGGUUAUUUUCAACUACAACGACGUUUUAUAUGACAAUCGCGACAUCAAGAACUCGGAAGGUUUGAGGCAGCUCGUGUGCUUACAUGCCGUCAACCACGUCUUCAAAACUCGCGAUCGCGUCAUCAAGAACAACUACAAGCUGGCCAAGGAAGAAAACGCCGACCUGGAGCUGAGAGAUCAGGGCUUCACACGCCCCAAGGUCCUCUUUAUUCUGCCAACGCGACAGUCGUGCUUGAAGAUGGUGAACACCAUCGAAGCGCUCUGCGCGCCCGACCAGCGCGAAAACAGAAAGCGUUUCGAGGAAGCCUAUACAGACGAAGAGGUCAAGUUUGGCAACGACAAGCCUGAAGAUUUCCGCGACCUCUUUGAAGGCAAUGACGACGACAUGUUCCGCAUCGGCAUGAAGUUCACCCGCAAGACCAUCAAGUACUUCUCCCAGUUUUACAACUCGGAUAUUCUUUUCGCCAGUCCCUUGGGUCUGCGGAUGGCCAUCGGCUCCGAGGAAGAUAAGAAGAAGAUGGAUUACGACUUUUUGAGUUCCAUUGAGUUGGUUGUGGUCGACCAGGCCGACGCCCAGCUCAUGCAGAACUGGGAACAUGUCGAGUACAUCUUUGAGCACAUGAACCUCCAGCCCAAGGACGCCCACGGGUGUGACUUCAGUCGUGUGCGCAGUUGGUACCUCGAGGACUGGUCAAAGUACUUCCGACAGACCGUCAUCCUCUCCGCCUUCAACACGCCGGAGUUGACGGAGCUCUUCCGCACCCAAUGCCAUAACUGGGCCGGCAAGAUUCGAUUCCAGGCAGACUACUCCGGCGUCCUCCAGCAGCUCGGCCUCAAGGCGCGUCAGACCUUCUCCCGCUUCGAGGCCAAGUCUAUCGACAAGGAGCCUGACGCCCGCUUCGACUACUUCGUCUCAGCGAUCCUCCCCUCCCUCAUCAAGCGAGCCAAGGACACCAGCGGAACCCUCAUCUUUAUCCCCUCCUACCUCGACUUUGUCCGCGUGAGGAACUACUUCGCCACCAAUGCCGCUGUCGGGGUUCUCUCCUUCGGCACCAUUUCCGAAUACUCGGAGGUCCCCGAAGUAUCCCGCGCUCGCUCUCACUUCACAACCGGCCGGCACAAGGUUCUCCUGUAUACGGAGCGUGCGCACCACUUCAGACGGUACAACCUGCGCGGCGUUCAGCGGGUAAUCAUGUACGGCCUGCCGGACAACCCGAUUUUCUACCGCGAGAUCGCUGGAGGUUACCUUGCACACAGCGAGCAGAACCUUCUGAUCGAGCCUGGACAGGGUACCAUCAGGGCCAUGUUCUCCAAAUACGAUGUCAUGAGGCUGGAGCGCAUCGUCGGCACGCAGCGCGUAGGCAAGAUGAUCCAGGAGAAGGGUGAUACUUUUGACUUUGUGUAA
This is a messenger RNA of Colletotrichum chrysophilum, 2199 nucleotides long. RefSeq names its product rRNA-binding ribosome biosynthesis protein utp25 (gene UTP25). The record is from RefSeq and is a predicted model, not a curated record. NCBI's taxonomy places the organism in Eukaryota, Fungi, Ascomycota, Sordariomycetes, Glomerellales, Glomerellaceae. Gene Ontology annotation, biological process: maturation of SSU-rRNA from tricistronic rRNA transcript (SSU-rRNA, 5.8S rRNA, LSU-rRNA). Gene Ontology annotation, molecular function: rRNA binding; U3 snoRNA binding. Gene Ontology annotation, cellular component: small-subunit processome; nucleolus. The transcript has 3 exons. Bases 1 to 2199 code for a protein of 732 amino acids.